UUUUACAUCAUCCUUUUUCGCGUUUCUACUCUAUUAUUCAUAUGAAGCAACGUUUCAACGCUUUAGACGUCCGAGCCACAGUUAUCAAUCUUCGAGAAAGAUUGAUUGGUAUUCGUUUGCAAAACAUUUAUGACGUAAACGCAAAGACUUUUCUCUUCAAGUUUGCAAAGCCUGAUGAUAAGGAACUUGUAUUAGUCGAAUCGGGUGUUCGUAUCCAUACAACCCAGUUCAGUAGAGACAAGUCUAUUACUCCUUCCCCAUUCUGUGCAAAGCUUCGUAAACAUCUUCGUACUCGUCGUGUCACCAACGUUCGUCAAUUGGGUGUUGACCGUAUUGUCGAUUUUGAGUUUGCUGGUGGAGAGAUGGGCAUUGGUUACCAUAUUAUUUGUGAAUUCUAUUCAUCUGGUAACGUCAUUUUGACAGAUCACGAAUAUCGAAUUUUAGCCGUAUUACGUGCAGUUCAACCCUCCGACACUUACAAGGUAGCGGUUGGAGAAACUUACAAUAUCAAAUCUGUCUUGAACGAUUUUGAAAAAGUGCAAGUGGAUCAAUUGAGAACAGCUUUGAGAUCUGCUGGACCCAAGGACACGUUAAAGAAAUUAUUAAACAUUAAAUUUGAGUAUGGUCCUGCUAUGAUUGAAGAUAUCAUUCUUGAAGCUAAUUUAGAUCCAAAUAUGAAGGUGGCAACCGAUUUUGAUACUUCUGAAGAUUCUCCCAUGUUGAGCAAUCUUUUGGAGGGUUUCGCAAAAGGUGAUGAAUUGAUUGAAUCCACCAAAAAUGUAGUUCCUAAUGGAUACAUUAUCUUACUUGAUGAUGACUCUAAACCAAAGACUGAAAAUGAGGAGGAACAGGUCGAAAUCUAUGACGAAUUCCAUCCAUUUUUAUAUAAGCAAUUCGCCAACCGUAAAUACAAGGAAUUCCCUACGUUUGAUAGCGCCGUGGAUGAGUUCUUUUCAGCCAUCGAAUCUCAAAAACUCGAAUUAAAAACCAGACGUCAAGAGGAGGCCGCUUUAAAGAAAUUAGAAUCGGUCCGUAAAGAACAGGAAAAGAGAGUCAAUAUCCUUUUGGAUCAACAAAUCACCAAUGUCCGUAAAGCUCAGUUGAUCGAAUUGAAUCUUCAAUUAGUCGAUGCUGCCAUCACCAUUAUUCGUAAUGCUGUCGCUAGUCAAAUGGAUUGGCAAGAUUUAAAUGAUUUGGUAAAGGAAGAAAAAAGACGUGAAAAUCCAAUCGCUUUGAUCAUUGAUACAUUGAAAUUGGAUACAAAUCAAUUGACUUUAAUUUUGACCGAUCCUGAAGAUGAACAAGAUAGCGAAAGUGAGGAUAGCGAGGACGAAGAUACUAAACCUAAGGAACAACAAACCUACAAGGUCGAUGUAGAAAUUGGCUUAACCGCUUUUGCUAAUGCCAGAAAAUACUAUGAAAAAAAGAAGAGUACCGCUCAAAAGCAUGAAAAGACAAUCGAAGCUUCCUCCAAGGCUCUCAAAUCUGCCGAACGUAAAAUCCGUCAAGAUCUGAAAGAAACUAAAAUUACCGCUACCAUCAAUAAGAUCAGAAAGCCUUUUUGGUUCGAGAAAUUCUUAUGGUUUAUCUCUACCGAUGGUCAUCUCAUCAUUGCCGGUCGUGAUAUGCAACAAAACGAGCUCUUAGUAAAACGUUAUCUUACCAAGGAUGAUGCUUACGUUCAUGCUGAUCUUCACGGUGCCGCUAGUGUUAUUGUUAAGAACAAACCUAAUGCCAACGGUCAACCUAUUCCUCCCAGUACCUUGUAUCAAGCUGGUAUCAUGUCCGUCUGUCAAAGCAAAGCUUGGGAAGCUAAAAUGGUUACCAGUGCUUACUGGGUCUAUCCGGAUCAGGUCUCCAAGUCUGCUCCUUCUGGUGAAUACCUCACUACAGGUAGUUUCAUGAUUCGUGGUAAAAAGAACUUUUUACCUCCGGUUCAACUUGUUUAUGGCUUCGGUUAUGUAUUUAAACUGGAUGAAUCUUGUAUCGGUAAUCACGUCAAAGGAAAUGAUCAAGAAGAUGAAGAGCAGGAUACACAAGAAGCUUCUAAAUCAGAUAAGCAGGACUACCUUCAAGCUAUUGAAGACACCACCACAACCACAACCACUUCAGAAAAGCAAGAAGAAAGUGCACCUAUAACUGAAGAGACAAACGAAGCAUCAGACACAACAUCAGGAACUUCUACACCUGGUGAAGAAAAGUCACAAAGUGAAGAAGAGGACUCCGAUGAUGAUAGCAGUAGCGAUGAAGAUGAUGAAAAUGCUUUCCCUGAUACUCAACUUGAAUCUUUAACGAUCAAUAAAGAGCAACAACCCAAGACUGCUGAUAAAUAUAAUUUAGAAGACUAUGGAGAAGAUUCGGAUGAAAAAGAGUUUGCUGCAAAUACCCCCACAAGCGGUUCUAAUACACCUGCCAAGAAAUUUAUAACGGCAAAGGAACGUAGAUUGAUGAAAAAAUUAAACGCUACCGAAGUCACAGACGCUAUCAAAGCUCAACAAGAACAACAGCAACAAAAGCAAAAACAACCCAAACCUAAACAAGAACCUGCCAAGGCAAAGGUGGUGGCUCCCCCCGUUCCUACACGUGGACGCAAGGGUAAAGCAAAGAAGAUUAAGGAUAAAUAUGCUGAUCAAGAUGAGGAAGAAAAGCAACUUCGUAUGGAACUUUUAGCCUCAAAUAAGGGACCUCAACCCAAGGGUAAAAAGGCUAAGCGUGAUGCUAAAGCCAAGGAAGAAAAGGCUGCUUUAGAAAAAGAAAGAGCUGCCUAUAAAAAGAGCACUGAAGAAAAGGCCCAAUUAAAGGAAAAGAAAAAGGAGGAAGAGGAAGUAGAGACACUGAAACAACAAGCUGUAGAAGAAGGUGUAGAUGAAAAGGACACAGAAACUAUCCGUCAAAUGUUAAAGGAAGAAAAUAUCACCAUGUUGGAAGCCGAUGAAGUGGCCAAUCUUUCUGUGCUGGAUUCUUUCACACCUAAUCCUUUACCUGAAGAUAUCAUUCAUUUUGCUAUCCCUGUUUGUGCUCCUUACUCUGCCAUUCAGAAAUACAAGUACAAGGUCAAGUUGACUCCAGGUUCGCUGAAACGUGGUAAGGCCGUAAAGCAAGCUCAAUCCGUUUUCUUUAACCUCUCAGAUGCCACACCCCGUGAAAAGGAACUGAUUAAAAGUGUGCCUGAUAUGGAAGCCAUCAAUACCAUGAUGGGUAAAGUGAAGGUAUCUGCUCCCAAUCUCGAGGCAAGUAAACGUAAGAAGGGUGGCAAUAGAAGAUAAUUUUAGAUUUAAAAAAAUAAAAAACCUCGCCACCCAUUUGUAUUAU
Molecule: messenger RNA, 3312 nt
Organism: Mucor mucedo
Lineage: Eukaryota; Fungi; Mucoromycota; Mucoromycetes; Mucorales; Mucoraceae
Product: fibronectin-binding protein A N-terminus-domain-containing protein
Exons: 11
Coding region: 42-3266 (1074 amino acids)
Biological process (GO): ribosome-associated ubiquitin-dependent protein catabolic process; rescue of stalled cytosolic ribosome
Cellular component (GO): RQC complex
Molecular function (GO): tRNA binding; ribosomal large subunit binding
Source: RefSeq, a predicted model, not a curated record